Chelmon rostratus (copperband butterflyfish) is the source of this 4975-nucleotide messenger RNA. RefSeq names its product phosphodiesterase 10A (gene pde10a). The coding region runs from base 162 to 2531 and encodes 789 amino acids. The record is from RefSeq and is a predicted model, not a curated record. Gene Ontology annotation, molecular function: protein binding; 3',5'-cGMP-stimulated cyclic-nucleotide phosphodiesterase activity. The transcript has 22 exons. Lineage: Eukaryota; Metazoa; Chordata; Actinopteri; Chaetodontiformes; Chaetodontidae. Gene Ontology annotation, biological process: signal transduction; negative regulation of receptor guanylyl cyclase signaling pathway.
UUCUUGCCCUUCCUAAACCGUGCACAGCCUGAAGCAUUGAGGACACCAUCACCUCAACGCGUACUGGAAUAGUUUUGUUUUUUCCCAGACGCACCAAGUUGCAGCUGCAGAGGCGCACUUUUCUCCGUGGCUCCUCUCUCCUUUUGCGCUCACAAUCCGAAAUGGAAGAUGGUCCGUCUUCAACAAGCUGUUUCAGAAGGUUAACGGACUGUUUCCUGGGUGCAAGCUUGACAGAUGAGAAAGUGAAGGCCUACCUCUCGCUGCACCCGCAGAUGCUGGACGACUUCGUGUUGGAGAGCGUGAGUGCAGAGACGUUGGACAGAUGGCUGAAGAGGAAGACCAGCAGCAGGCCUGCAGAUGACACAUCAGCUAAAGAAGUCAGCAGGCAGUACCAGGACACAAAUAUGCAGGGCGUGGUGUACGAACUCAACAGCUACAUGGAGCAGCGUCUGGACACUGGAGGAGACAACAAACUCCUGCUCUAUGAGUUGUGCAACAUCAUCAAAACAGCAACAAAAGCUGAUGGAUUUGCACUUUACUUCUUGGGAGAAUGCAACAAUAGUUUAUGUUUGUUCACUCCAACGGGGGCCAAGGAUGGCCCUCCAAGCCUCAUCCCCUCCGGCCCCAUCGCAUUUGGGACAACCAUUGCCGCUCAUGUUGCCAAGACUCGCAAAACACUGCUAGUAGAGGACAUCAUGGGGGACGAGCGCUUCCCCGACGGCACAGGGCAGGACUCAGGGAUCCACGUUCACUCUGUCCUGUGCCUCCCCAUCCUCACUGCCAUCGGGGACCUCAUUGCCAUCCUGGAGCUGCAUCGGCACUGGGGCAAGGAGCCCUUCAACCUCAGCCACCAGGAGGUUGCAACAGCUAAUUUAGCGUGGGCAUCGGUUGCCAUUCAUCAAGUACAGGUGUGCAGAGGCCUCGCCAAACAGACUGAGCUCAAUGACUUCCUACUAGAUGUGUCAAAAACAUACUUUGAUAACAUUGUGGCAAUAGAUUCUCUACUUGAACAUAUUAUGAUAUAUGCAAAAAACCUGGUGAAUGCGGACAGGUGCGCACUCUUCCAGGUAGAUCACAACAACAAAGAACUGUACUCUGACCUGUUCGAUAUCGGGGAAGAGAAAGAAGGCAAACCUGUCUUUAGGAAAACCAAAGAAAUUAGGUUUUCUAUAGACAAGGGAAUAGCUGGCCAAGUGGCUCGGACAGGGGAAGUCUUAAAUAUCCCAGAUGCCUAUGCAGACCCACGGUUCAACAGAGAGGUGGACCUCAAAACCGGCUACACCACGCGGAACAUCCUGUGCAUGCCCAUCGUGAGCAGGGGGUCCGUUAUAGGUGUGGUGCAGAUGGUGAACAAGCUAAGCGGAAGUGCCUUCACUAAAACAGAUGAGAACAACUUUAAGAUGUUUGCUGUCUUUUGUGCUCUGGCCUUACACUGUGCAAACAUGUACCACAGGAUCCGGCACUCUGAAUGCAUUUACAGAGUGACGAUGGAAAAACUGUCUUAUCACAGCAUCUGCACAUCAGAAGAAUGGAAGACCCUUACCCAGCUCAACCUCCCUGCACCCAUUUAUAAAGAGAUCGAAAUGUUCCACUUUGACAUUAAUCCCUUUGAGGAGAUCUGGCCUGCUGUCUUUAUCUACAUGGUUCAUAACUCCUGUGGAAAGACCAGCUUUGAGCUGGAGAAGCUGUGUCGCUUCACCAUGUCCGUGCGGAAGAACUACCGGCGUGUGCCCUACCACAACUGGAAGCACGCAGUGACGGUGGCACACUGUAUGUACGCCAUCCUGCAGAAAACCUCGGGGAUGUUCACAGAGCUAGAGAAGAAAGGUCUGUUAAUAGCUUGCCUGUGCCAUGAUCUGGAUCAUCGGGGGUACAGCAACACGUACCUGCAGAAGUUUGACCAUCCGCUGGCUGCUCUGUACUCCACCUCCACCAUGGAGCAACACCACUUCUCUCAGACCGUCUCCAUCCUGCAGCUGGAAGGGCACAAUAUUUUCUCCAACCUGAAUUCCAGCGAGUACGAGCAGGUGUUGGAGAUCAUCCGGAAGGCCAUCAUCGCCACGGACCUCGCCCUGUACUUCAACAACCACCAGCAGCUGACGGAGCUGCUGACCUUGCAUGCGCUGGACUUGAACAACCAAUCACACAGGGACCGUGUGAUUGGUCUGAUGAUGACAGCAUGUGACCUGUGUUCUGUUACCAAGAAAUGGCAAAUCACACGACUCACAGCCAACGACAUCUAUGCUGAGUUCUGGGCUGAGGGAGAUGAGAUGAAAAAGAUUGGGAUGCAGCCGAUCCCUAUGAUGGACCGAGACAAGAAGGAUGAGGUUCCUCAAGGCCAAGUGGGAUUCUACAAUGCUGUUGCAAUUCCAUGUUACACGACACUAGCAGAGCUUUUCCCUCCGUCCAAUCCUCUUCUAAAAGCCUGCAAGGAGAACCUGGGCCAGUGGGAGAAGAUAUCUCGGGGAGAGGUGGAGGACAUCAUGCCCAGCCGGCCUUGUGAUUCAGGCCCUGUCAAGGUGGACAACUGACUACCAAAGGGGUUGCUGGCUCACCAAAGGAAUACAACCUGAAUCCUGCCGCAGACCUGGUACUCUGUAGGGGGAAGGACCCGCAUCCUGUGUCAGCAGGAGACGGAUCAGCUAAAGGCGACUUGACUUUGAAAACACACAGUUACCUCAUUGGGUGACGGAGGUGUCAACACUGACGGUUUCACCGAUCCCAGAGACUGACAGACAGCUGAUGGGGAGGGACUUCAACCCAUCACCCUACAUCCACUCAGCUUGGGAAUUCAUUGGGUAGAAUGGACUUGCGCCAUUGUGGUUGUUUUACUUUAGCUGUUUUAUGUUAUUUUAUGUUUUUUUUUUAUUUGAGCUGAUUCUUUUAUGGUCUUGUAUUUGCAGAGGCCUUACUCUGAACCUUUCACAGGCUACAAUAUGUGAAAUCUUGUUGUCGGUUCAGGCUUUUUUUAAAAAAAUGGUACUGUUUGCCUUCUGUGGUAGGUUUAUCGUACGCGCACUACUUCAGCAAGGUAUUCCCAGAGACAGAAGGAAUGUGUAGAGCAGACAUAUGGUGUGAUGCCACCUUACUGAGAAGGUGGAUGUCAGAAUGUUUUUUUUUAAUUACUUUUUGAGCAAAAAUCCUUUGCAGUACUUGAAUAAAGACAUACAGCCUAUUCGAGGUGGAGAUGGCAGAAACCCCCCGCAGCAUAUUCUCUACGAAACCUUGAUGAACUGUGGCGAGAGGAGUUAGAUAAUGUCGACACUUGUGAACGCGGUCACGAGAGAGUCAUAAUGUUUCUCUCUGAAGUGGACCCCUCAGUACUGUCCCCGCCCCCGGCAUUUAGGGACCUGCUGUAUCGUACAGAGACUCUCUACUGAUUAACAUCUGAUCCCAGGCCAGCAGUAACAGUAACAAGACAGAAAAAAAAGAGCCCAAACAGGAUCUGCUUCAGUUAUAGUGAGCCAACACUGCAAACAAUUGAAUUUCCACUCUCAUAACAAUUUUCACAUCACUAUCACAUCAUAAAUUAUUUUACACUACAAUCUGGUUCCUCCUCAUUAAUCAGUAAUCAUUUCUACACUCAUGAAUAAAACACAAGUCAAAUGAGAUCCCAGCUGAUUUUAGAGAGUAUAAAGAUUUGUUUGCAGUGACACAACAAACUUUACAUGUUGACUACCUAAUGUAAUGUCAGCACCCUCAUUUGUACCGCGUGGUGAAGGCGUGAAUUAUUGAGGUAUAAAUUAAAGACUGAAGGGUGGAGUAAGUCUUGGCCUCUACGGUCUCUUUGAGAGAGACAGGUGUCCCUGCAGGUUCAAAUCCGUAGUGAUGACACUGAACUCAUUUAGCUGUUGAUGUCAGGAACAGCAGCUCAACAGGAGUCUCAACAGCGGUCGGCCUCAUAUUUUCCCACAACCUCAAACCAGUUAAGAUAAAGUGCGUCGCGUGUAUCUCUGGGACUGCAACUCAAGAAUGUUGGCUGACUUUUUGCAGGUGUGCAACACAAGUUCCCCUCACAUCCACGACCUGUCGAAGGAAAUAGAUCCUCCUCCUUUACGCUGGCUCUCCAACAAAAUGCACGGGGGUACAUUUGGACUCUUCCGAAAGAGUUUCCGAGAUCUUCCAAAAGACAAUAGUUUUGUCUGAAACUGUCAUUCCAGUGGACGUUGUCCCUCCGAGACUGAAAUUACUGCUCAAAUAAUUUGUUUUUAUGACUGGUACUGUGGCCCCCUAUGGUGUGAAUGUACAUUUUGAUGAAUGUUUUGUUGAUUGCAGAUCCUCGGUGGUGGCAGUUUUCCAUGAUGUGCUCUGUCUUACUUUUCAGAAUUGCUUCCAGUAAGCUUCAACCAAGAGCAACAAUUAGCAUGCACCUAAACUGAAGUUUAUAUAUAAUUUUGCAUAUACGGUAAUAGGUGUAUACUGUGUACAAUCUAGGAAUUAGUUUGUACAGACUGAGAUGUAUGCUCUGAUGGUGCUAAACUGAAUGGCAGUCGCGCACUUUCUGACUGGGCGUGUACACUGUGGGUGUGUGUGUGUGUGUGUGUGUGUGUGUGUGUGUGUGUGUGUAUGAGAGAGAGAGAGAGAAAGCUUUGACUGUCUCUUUCCCCCCUCCAACCCCACCUGAGAACAUGGUAAAGUCCAUAACACUGCACUGUCCCUUCUACUUUUCAGCACCAGUUAUAUCGCAUUGUCUGCACUAUGUUUAGCUUAUGAUCUCUACCAUCAUUAUUAUUGAUUAUUAUUAUUAUUAUUGCUAUUAUUACUGUUAUUUUCUUAAUUAGAGUUAAAUUUAAAUUAACUUAUAUUUUUUAUACAAAGAAAAAUAAUGUUGGCCUUUUUGUUUUGUACAAAGUAAACAUUAAGAUAAACAAAACGGUCUAGACAUGUUACUGUUACCCAGAAUAAUUGCGGAAUGUCUCAACUGUAAAUGUAAGAGCAGUAGCCCAAAUGACUUUUAUUAAAUACCUGAAAAAUA